GUUAAUAAUAGACGGGUAUCAAGAACACUCGUAGACCAAAAAAAAAAUAGGAAAACUAGAAGUAACCCCCAUUAGAGCAACUCACAUUGAAAAGCAUUCCCAUUGAGAGAUUUCAGGGUUUCCAUCCUCUACAGAAUUCCAAAGUUUCAACAAGUAUUUCUUUGAGAUGACGUCCUGCAGAUUUCGGAAAUGCACCACUCUUGACUACGACCUGCUCCCCAAGUUGGAAGAACAUUUGACAUGGAGAUUCAGUCUUGACGACGAGGUGAAAGUUGAGGUUCAAUGCUUCCUCAUGGACCUGUCGGCAAGCUGGUAUGACAUAGCAUACAGAAACUGCUACAAAAUGUAUGAAAAUGCAUCGAUAGGAAUGGCGAUUGUAUGGAAAAUUAGACUAUCGUUUAAGCUUAAUAAAUAA
Acanthoscelides obtectus is the source of this 415-nucleotide messenger RNA. NCBI's taxonomy places the organism in Eukaryota, Metazoa, Arthropoda, Insecta, Coleoptera, Chrysomelidae. The record is from the annotation of a GenBank genome assembly.